This is a messenger RNA of Merops nubicus (carmine bee-eater), 863 nucleotides long. RefSeq names its product oxidoreductase NAD-binding domain containing 1 (gene OXNAD1). The transcript is spliced from 4 exons. Gene Ontology annotation, cellular component: mitochondrion. Gene Ontology annotation, molecular function: oxidoreductase activity. The annotation marks the transcript as partial. The record is from RefSeq and is a predicted model, not a curated record. NCBI's taxonomy places the organism in Eukaryota, Metazoa, Chordata, Aves, Coraciiformes, Meropidae.
GGUUGACUUCUUUAUUCCUGGUGUGUCUGUAGUUGGGGGAUUCUCAAUAUGUUCAAGCCCUGGCCUGUUGGAACGAGAAGGAAUAUUAGAGCUGGCAGUAAAGCACACUGCUCAUCCUCCUGCCCAUUGGGUUCACACUGAGUGUGCUCUUGACUCAGAAGUGGCUCUUCGAGUGGGAGGUGAUUUCUUCUUUGAUCCUCAGCCCGGUGACUCCCCUGUAAAACUAGUGCUGAUAGCAGGGGGUGUUGGAAUUAACCCAUUGUUUUCUAUACUGCUGCAUAUAGCAGAUCUUCAUGGAUACCAAGAGGGUAAAGGAAAUGGAUACAAAAUGGGAACAGUGAAGCUGUACUACAGUGCAAAAAAGACAAGUGAACUCUUAUUUAAGGAACGUAUCCUGGGCUUGAUGAAUGCGUUUCCUGGGAAGAUCAUGUGUCGCUUCCACACCACCCAGCAGAGCUCACUCGUCUGCGAAGAGCUUCAGCCACAUGUUACAGAGGGAAGAAUAUCCAAAAAGGAUCUAGAAAAACAUGCAUCUAAGGAUACUUUAUGGUACAUCUGUGGUCCACCUCCAAUGAUAGAAUCUAUAUCCAACUUACUAGCCAACAUCGGUGUCCCGAGAAACUCUAUUUUCUUUGAGAAAUGGUGGUAGUGACAUCAGCUGAACAGAAAAUAUUUGUUUCCGGGGCAUUUCAGUAAGCUGAAAUAUACAGGAAUGGACUGAACUUUUUGGAAAAUUUUACUUCAUAUAGGAUGUCCUCAAUUGUAAUUGUGUUCCUUUUAAUUUAACUAUAAUACAGCUAUAAUACAGUGCUGCUGCUUUUGGGGGAAAAAAAAGUGAUUUUAUAUUAAAGACAUUAACUGUU